AAAAGGUACUCCAGAGACCUCCUUGAUCCCCAAUUAUUCUCUCGUUACGAUCAUGGGCCGCUGGACACAGUAUGACGAGGACAGCUACCGCCUGCCUGAGGGCAUGAAGAGGGUGGGCUACGACUCAGACACUAGCAAAUAUUACUUUCGAGACCGGGACGGCACGCUGUGGGAGGGCCCAGAGGGCGCGGAAUACGGGGAGAUGAGACAAGUCUCGGAUGCACCAAUUGCGCUGGAUGAUCAUGAUGAGCAUGCACACAACGAGGAAGACCUGGAGGCCGCUCCUACCCGUGCGGACGGUUACCAACCCCUUGCAGUCGACCCCGACCAACCCCCACAUCGCAGCAGCGGCAACACUCAAGCAUACAAGAUGCUCUUUCCUUUCCUCCUUAUCGUUGCCGUCGUCCUCCUACUCGUCAUCCGACUUGUCGUCUACCAUUCGCGUCCGGACCCUGACCACCCUGACGCAUCGCUCUGUCCAGGCAAGAGCGAGGUGGCACAGGUCAACACGGGCGACACUUGCUGGAAGCUUGCGCAGACGAGCAACAGCACAUUGGAAGAGCUCCUACACGUCAACCCUGGUCUAGACUGCAACCAACUGUUGCCUGGGCAGAGUAUAUGUCUGCCAAAGGCUGGAUGUAUGGAUUAGACGGAACUCGGAGACUCCGUCUCUCAUCCAUUACGUGCUUUCUCAUCUCGGCACUCAUUCGUCUCUGACAUUGUGCUCAAGCUCGUUGUAUAUCACCUUUCAGUUUCUAAUUGUCAUAUCUGUCUCGGAUAUUAUGACGGUAGCUCCAUGGGUCGUGUGCAAGUCCAGCCCUUCCUUCGACCCCGG
This is a messenger RNA of Laetiporus sulphureus 93-53, 835 nucleotides long. Its product is annotated as carbohydrate-binding module family 50 protein. Lineage: Eukaryota; Fungi; Basidiomycota; Agaricomycetes; Polyporales; Laetiporaceae. The record is from RefSeq and is a predicted model, not a curated record. Bases 53 to 649 code for a protein of 198 amino acids. The transcript is spliced from 4 exons.